AAACGCUUCUUCGAAGUCACGCUAUAUAGCACUUCGUAACAAUGAAGACCAAAGUAAUCAUCCUCUUAGCGUUGCAAAUGCUGACGUUGGUGAUAGCCGAUCGAAGCCAGGAAAAUGGAAACAGUUUGGAACAUUUAGAAGAAAAGCUCACGAGAGCGAUGGACGAGAUCAACAGAAAGGACAUCAUUGACAUUUACGGCGAUAUGAUAACCCUGGAAAAAGUUUUGGAAGAUGAGGAAUCGUCGGAAGAGAGCGCUGAUCCGCUUGUGAGCAGGAUCGAAAAAUUUCUGAGAACUCGAAAAGUACAAGUUAAUCUUCCUAAUGACGCUUCAACCGCUGGAUUGUUCGCACGCGCUCUUGGUCAGAGAAACAUCGACAUAGAACUUAGAAGCUUGGCACGUGGAACAUCCGAAGCGCGCACGAAAUUGAAGAGGAUGAUCAUGCCACUUUUAAUCCUGCUGAAGCUAAAAGCAAUAAUCGUUCUACCUAUCGUAAUUAGCCUGAUCGCAUUGAUAGGUUUGAAGGGCUUGGGCGCUGGCCUUAUGUCGCUCUUGAUUUCUGGCGCGGUAGCCUUGAAGGCCCUUGUCACUCCACCGCCGCCACCAAGAGUCUCCUACGGAAUUAUAAAGCCGCACGAAAUUCAUCACGAUCACUGGCACAGGUCAGAAGAAGAGGUCAAUCAACCUUACAGAGGCUGGGCACCGGAAUACAACGGCGAACAUUAUCCAUACCAUCAUGACAUUCCAUAAAAUGCAAUGUCCCAUUUGCCAUUCGCAUCUGUUUAUUUAUUUAUUUAUUGUGUGUUUGCAUGUGCUUGCUUUAUAAAAUAAAAUAAAUUAUCUUUUUAUAAAAUUUUGUCUUGAUCAUUGUGAGAUAUCGGCAAGUUAUUAGAGACGUUGUAUCAUCGUGACAUCGACGCAUUGUCAAAAAUGUCGUAUCACUGCGACAUUGGUAAAUUGUCAAGCUCAGAUAUGUCAUAUCUUAUUAAGACUCGACCUAAAUAUGCAUGUGUUAUUCGCGACAUUGAUAAUAAGGAUUAUUUUGCGGCAAAAAUUUUACAAUUUGUAAAUAAUUAAAUAAAUAUCGAAAAAGAGAGCUGUAUACACAUAUACAUAUAAAUAUACAUAUAUAGCCAUAAGCAGGUCACUCAGUCGGCCAGACGAGAAGGCUAAUGACCUACAUGGAAGUUCACGGACGGAGGGAAGAUAGAAGGAUGUUGCGCGGGUGGGAGAAGCGGAGAAAGAUCGGAUCAAGGUGGGGAACUAGGAAGAGGAAGGAAAUGAGGUUACUAUGUCGGGAGCAAGGUAGGAAAGCGGACUGUGGUUGUGAUUGGUCAACCGUGUUCCCCCUCGAUGCUUCGCACGUAUCAAGGUCAGUGUGUCAAUGCCUCCACGUGGUUCUCCACUUCUACCAGCAGAUACGAUCGUGGCCUUCGUAGUAGGGAUUAAAAUAACGGCAUCGGUUGUGAUUAGUCGCUCGAGAGAAGUGGAAGAGUGAAUACAAGUAUAUAUAGGCUGUUUGAGAGGCCAGCACCGUCGAGAAGUAACGAACAUGAUGAGAAACGCAAGCUCUGAUCGACUGAUGCUGAGGCAUUCUUUUUUCAAUAAUAUAUUUAUAAAAUUGCAGACACUCUGCAAGUAGUGAACAUUUUUCAUACGAUUCUAUUUUCAAAUUCUGUUUUAACAAAAUAUUAUUUACAAUUGUACUAUUUAGUUAUGUAAAAUUAUUCGUUUAUAUUGUCAAAUAAUUGGGACUUUCUUUAUUGUAAUAAUAAUUUAUAAUAAUAAUAAUAAUAAUAAAAAUAUACAAAAGAAUAUUAAUAAAAUUUAUCAAUAAAUUUGAGAAUAUAGUUGUAUAAACUUUUCUUACAUGAUAAUAAAAGAAUUGUAACCGUAUAAGUUACGAGUCGUCAAAAUUGCGAAUUGUAUAUUUUUAUAAAUAAAACUUUCUUCAUUUUUAA
Molecule: messenger RNA, 1960 nt
Organism: Wasmannia auropunctata (little fire ant)
Lineage: Eukaryota; Metazoa; Arthropoda; Insecta; Hymenoptera; Formicidae
Gene: Osi15
Exons: 2
Coding region: 42-749 (235 amino acids)
Source: RefSeq, a predicted model, not a curated record